Molecule: messenger RNA, 3080 nt
Organism: Loxodonta africana (African savanna elephant)
Lineage: Eukaryota; Metazoa; Chordata; Mammalia; Proboscidea; Elephantidae
Gene: SAR1A
Product: secretion associated Ras related GTPase 1A
Exons: 7
Coding region: 145-741 (198 amino acids)
Biological process (GO): endoplasmic reticulum to Golgi vesicle-mediated transport; membrane organization; intracellular protein transport
Cellular component (GO): COPII vesicle coat; endoplasmic reticulum exit site
Molecular function (GO): GTP binding; GTPase activity
Source: RefSeq, a predicted model, not a curated record
CCGGAAGUCUCGGGGGAGGGGCUAUUACGUACAUCCGGCAAGUAGCUGGCGGUCCGGGUUAUUGCCGUUCUGUGUGCUCUGAGGCAGGGUCGAAGUGGCCGGUCGACGCCGGAGCAGCCCCUCGGGCCGUAGUAAGCAUUAAUAAUGUCUUUCAUCUUUGAGUGGAUCUACAAUGGCUUCAGCAGUGUGCUCCAGUUCCUAGGGCUGUACAAGAAAUCUGGAAAACUUGUAUUCUUGGGUUUGGAUAAUGCAGGCAAAACCACUCUUCUACACAUGCUCAAAGACGAUAGACUGGGCCAGCAUGUUCCAACACUGCAUCCAACAUCAGAAGAACUGACAAUUGCUGGAAUGACUUUUACGACUUUUGAUCUCGGUGGGCACGAGCAAGCACGUCGGGUUUGGAAAAAUUACCUUCCAGCAAUUAAUGGAAUUGUCUUUCUGGUGGAUUGUGCAGAUCACUCUCGUCUCAUGGAAUCCAAAGUUGAGCUUAAUGCUUUAAUGACUGAUGAAACAAUAUCCAAUGUGCCAAUCCUUAUCUUGGGUAACAAAAUUGACAGAGCAGAUGCAAUCAGUGAAGAAAAACUCCGUGAGAUAUUUGGGCUUUAUGGACAGACCACAGGGAAGGGGAACGUGACCCUGAAGGAGCUGAACGCCCGCCCCAUGGAAGUGUUCAUGUGCAGUGUGCUCAAGAGACAAGGCUAUGGCGAAGGUUUCCGCUGGCUCUCCCAGUAUAUUGACUGAUGUUUGGACAGUGAAAAUAAACAAGUUUUACUUCUCUGGACUGAUCCUAUUCACAGCUUCCUCAUGAACUUUUCUAAUAGAACAAGGAAAGCUCUCCAACCAUGUCUGGCGUUGAGAAGCCAGGAGUCUGUCAGCUCUCUCAUCGCCCAGUGGUGACAUGUGCUCUUCUCCACACUGUCGGGAGGUAAUGGUGCCCCACGUGCUGGCGCAGGUCAGCGUCCCAGGACUUGGAAGCUGGCAGGAUUUGCUGGGUAAAGCUGCAUGCCAUCAUGGGGCACCUGAAAAGAAAAACACGUCUCACCACUGUGGUUGAUUUAAAAAGAAAGUGAUUCUAUUUUUUAAGGAAAGUGUUGUUAAUGUAAUUGGUGUCCCUCCUAACUUUUUGAGUUCACAAUUUACUUGGUCCAGAGUUUUCUAUUCUUUUUUUUUUUUUAAUCUAGUAAAUAAAAUGGCAUAUAGAUAUUCAUAAAAUUAUGAACAGAUACACAUUGGAGACCAGAGCUCAGCUAGGUGGUCUUACUCCUGUUGAAUUAGCAGGUUGGUGAGGGGCGCCCCCCUGAGUCCCCCUGUCUCAGUAACUGCCAUCACUCUGUGCACAGAUAACUAGAGAAGCGGCAGCCCCCUGGCCCUGCAGGUGCAGCAGGUUUCUAGUGUGGCGAGCAGGGGUCAUUCCUCAUCAUGGAACGUACAGUGAUUGCUCACUGAGGAGGGGUUGAGUAUAGAGUGGGUUAUCUUUAUUGUUUUUACCUAUAAAGUUACAGAUUUCAGCCAGUGUUCACUUUUAUACUGUUGUGAAAUUUCAUUCGUGUCUGUAGCACCUUCCUUUUUCAUUUUCAGUUAUAAAAAGUGACUUUUGCUUCAUAAGAGUUGAGAUUACUUUCACAUUUCCCGUGCUGCAGCUGUGUCUCAGUUACUUUUGCACAGAUUCUGGGGGGAGGUUUUUCUGACUAGGAGAGUCACACAGAGCAAAGUUAACGGCUUGAGGGCUUUUAAUUCUCUAAGUAGAGGACUUCAAAUAGGGUACUGUUACACAUUUUAAUCUCGGAAAGAUUUACUCAGUAGGGCUUUAAAAUUUCCACUUCCAGAAUUUGGUCUCUUUAUUGCACUGUUCCUGAAUGCAGUCUUUUUCUUACACCUGUUCUCUUUAUCAGUUACCUAUUUGUGUGUGUGUUUAAAGUAAAGGUUAACAUCUGUAGCUUUUCCAGACACAUAUAUAUUUUAAUUUGGUGUGAAAUUGCCCUUUCUCCAAAUCCAGAACUGGGGCAAACACUAAUCCAAGACCUCUGUGUAGGGCUGUUCGUUUUGAGCCAGCGUGGCUCAUCUUCAGAUAGUGAACAGCCGGUGUCCGCCCAUCAGCACCCCCGGUAGCGUGCGUGAGGGUUGUUCUCAGAGCGUUCCGCUUCUCCUAGUGCCCUGUUUGAAACUGAAUGUUCACGAUCUUAAGCUGUAUUCCACCCUGGGGGUGAAAGAUGAAAGGGUAGGAGAUGGUCUUAAGAUGGAGGAUAUCUCUACUUAUUUUUUCUUUAAUGAAAGGCUAGAAGUAAUUUCUUCAAAAUUGAGAAUUGUGAUGUCGGAGCUUAUUUGAGAGGAUUAACAGUGAACUCCUGGCUCUGGUGUAAAGGUAGGCAAGUGUGGAUAACAUUCUCCUGUGGAUGAGAAUCAUUCUUAAUUGAAUUUCUCAUUCUUAGUCUUCAGUUGGACCUGUUGGGAAAGCAUACUUUUUCACUGCCAGGUACCAAAUGCAGAGACUUGAUGAGAAAGUCUGAGAAGAGCAUGCAUUUCAUUUAUUAGCAAGGCAUAGCUGGAUUAAGUCUAUCCUGUUGGUUCGGGAAGGGAUUAAAAGCCUCAUGUGAAUAAAUCUAGCUGAUGGUGAGUGAACUCCGUAGUUGACUUACAUCCUUUAUAUAUUUCCUUUGGCUAAGGGUUAGCCGUACUUCACUAUCCAGAGACAUGAGAAGUAUGGUUGCUUCAGUGUUAGUUUUCUUGUUUGUUUUCCCCCAUAUCUGUCCCUAAUCACUAUGGAUUCUAGAUAGGGCAGCUCUUUGUGAAAGUGGUUUAUUUUGGCCACUGGAGAAAGAGGGAUUGAAAAGUCAAGUAGCACCAGUCUGUUUCUUGCCCCACUGAACACCAUUCCUAUAAUAAGACAGCUGAAACAAACAGCUGCGAGGAGCUCUGCGCCGUAGGCUAAGGAUCAGAGCUUUGUACAGGAACUCCCAGGAAUUGAGACUUUUCAUUCUGUUUUAUCAGAGUGCAUACAUGUCCUAUUUCAGGAAAAGUCAAAUAGUCAUUUACAAAAGAAAGUCUGUAUCCUGAGCAUUUUAAUAAAAAGUUAAAACAGA